GGGCGGGGUGCGGACAGCGGCGGAUCCAAAUGGGACGCAUGCGAUGAAGGACGCUGUCUAACGGGACGAAGCCUGCAGCCCGCUGUUCGCCAUGGCGUCGCCCGGCAACAGCUCCGCACCGCAGACCAGUGGCAAGCAAAUGAAGUCGUUCUCCCUGCUCUUCUACAAGGCCGUGCGCGACCACAAGCCCGUGUGGAUGCUGGAGGACAUGAGGACCAUGGAGACCUUCUACCAGGAAGACGACGCCGGCCGCCGGAUCUACAGCCCGUCGGAGGCGCUGCUGUACGCCAUCGUGCACGACCAUCAAGCCUAUGCCCAGUAUCUGCUGAGUCACUACAGCGAGGAGGCGCUGGCCAGGCCCGGGGAGCGCUUCUUCUGCUUCCCGUCCUCCGCGCCGCAUCUGGCCAUGGCCGUCCGCUACGACCGGCGCUACAUCCUGGGUCUCAUACUGCAGGAGGCGCACAGGACGCGCGCCGUCGCGGCGGCGGCCGCGUGCAGGAGCAGGGGAGGGGGCUUCCCCGCGGAGGACGGCAAGACGCCGCUGCAUCUGGCGUGCGAGCUGCUGCGCCCCGAGGCGGUCAUCAUGCUGCUGGGCAACGGCGCGCCGCCGCUGGCCGUGGACCACAACGGCAUGACGCCGCUGGACGUCGUCCUGGACAAGUUCCGCGGCGCCGGGGUGAACGCGGCCGAGACGCGGCAGUGUCUGGACAACCUGCUGAUGUUCAUGCCGGAGAUGAAUUUCAAAUCGAAACGCGCCCUCGCCAAAGACCCCGACUGCUGGACGGAGGCGCUGGGGGAGGAGACGUACCAGUACGUGGUGGGCAGGAGCCCCGCGCCGCUGCUGCUGCUCGCUAUGCAAACCACGCUGAGGCAGCUGAGCCCGGCCAGCUUCCCCGAGAGCCUCGACGAGCUGCCCAUACCGUCCUCCCUCAAGCCGCCCGGCCUGCCUUCCGCCCGACGCCUGAGGACGAGGUUAAUGUAGGCUGCAGCGCAGUGCUGGACUGUCCAGUCUUCCAGGACCCCCCCCGCCGCCCCACCGUCCUGCAGGUUUUCAUUAUAACCCUGCAUUAGGUGGGCUUUGGGGGUUGCCGCCUUUGAGAAGUGAAUGAGGAACAGAUCACCGGGUGGGGGGGGGGUUGCAUUAUGUCUUUUAUGUGGCUUUAAAUUGGGCUCCCGC
Lampris incognitus (smalleye Pacific opah) is the source of this 1177-nucleotide messenger RNA. RefSeq lists its product as uncharacterized. The transcript is spliced from 2 exons. The record is from RefSeq and is a predicted model, not a curated record. Lineage: Eukaryota; Metazoa; Chordata; Actinopteri; Lampriformes; Lampridae. Gene Ontology annotation, molecular function: protein binding. The coding region runs from base 92 to 982 and encodes 296 amino acids.